This is a messenger RNA of Oncorhynchus keta (chum salmon), 1962 nucleotides long. Its product is annotated as transcriptional activator Myb-like. The transcript is spliced from 14 exons. Gene Ontology annotation, molecular function: DNA-binding transcription factor activity, RNA polymerase II-specific; RNA polymerase II cis-regulatory region sequence-specific DNA binding. Gene Ontology annotation, cellular component: nucleus. The coding region runs from base 152 to 1882 and encodes 576 amino acids. Gene Ontology annotation, biological process: regulation of DNA-templated transcription. NCBI's taxonomy places the organism in Eukaryota, Metazoa, Chordata, Actinopteri, Salmoniformes, Salmonidae. The record is from RefSeq and is a predicted model, not a curated record.
CCGUCAAAACUGGGAGAGAGAGAGAGAGAGAGAGAGAUAGUCAGAACGGAACGGCAGAGCUCCUUCUCCCCUUCAGACAGAAAGAGAGAUAGUCAGAACGAACGGACGCGCUCAGAGGACACACGGAGCCGCUCUCGAUACAAACUACAGCAUGGCUAGGCGACCGAGACACAGUGUGUACAGUAGUGAGGAAGAUGAUGACAGUGAGAUGUAUGAACAUGACUAUGAUGGACCGCUGCCCAAGCCAAGCAAACGCCAUCUAGGCAAGACACGCUGGACACGAGAAGAGGAUGAGAAGCUGAAGAAGUUAGUAGAACAUCAUGGAUCAGAAGACUGGAAGCUCAUCACUAGUUUCCUACCUAACCGUACAGACGUUCAGUGUCAGCACCGCUGGCAGAAGGUUCUCAACCCAGAGCUCAUCAAAGGACCCUGGACCAAGGAGGAGGACCAGAGAGUUAUCGAACUAGUCCAGAAGUAUGGAGCCAAGCGUUGGUCCGUAAUCGCCAAGCAUCUGAAGGGUCGGAUAGGGAAGCAAUGCAGAGAGCGCUGGCACAACCACCUGAACCCCGAGGUGAAGAAGACUUCCUGGACCGAGGAAGAGGAUCAGAUCAUCUACCAGGCCCACGAGAAACUGGGCAACCGCUGGGCUGAGAUCGCCAAACUGCUGCCUGGCAGGACUGAUAAUGCCAUUAAGAACCACUGGAACUCUACGAUGCGUAGGAAAGUGGAGCAGGAAGGUUACCUUCAGCACGCCGCCGCCAAAUCUGUCCACGCAUCCCUCACCGUCUCUCCCGGUUACGCCAAGGCCAACAACCACAUCAUGAGCUUCUCUCACCACUCCCCUCUCCCGCCUCUCUCACCUUUCACAGGGAACCACUCCUAUAUUUCGGACCACAGGGUGCCCUUCCCCCGAGGGCUGCACGUCAACAUCCUGAACAUUCCACAGCACGGAACAGCUGCUAUACAGAGACAUUAUAGUGAGGAGGACCCAGAAAAGGAGAAGAGAGUGAAGGAGAUUGAGCUGCUGCUAAUGUCAACAGAGAAUGAGUUGAGGGGACAGCCUGCACUACCUAUCAACCCGUACUCCAGCUGGGCAGGUAGUGACAGCUCAGAAGGCGUGGCCACAUCGUGCCAUCACCACCAGGCCGCCGGCCCCUGCCUCCCCGAGGAGAGCGCCUCGUCCUCACGCAGCAACAACAGCAACAAUAACAACAACAACAACAACAACAACAACAACAGCAGCAGCAACAACAACAACAACAAUAGUCACCAUGGCAGCCACACCCUCUCCACCCUCCCGGAGUUCAUGGAGUCAGUCAUCGACUCGUUUCUCAACCAAUCGGCGAGCCCGGAAAGCUCAGACAGCGACAGCCUACCAAUGAGCUCCCAGAAACAUCUGCUGGCCACGCCUCUACACCGAGACCACACCCCCCGACCCCAGAAAAGAAAUGACAUGUUCAGGACUCCUACUAUCCGUCGUUCCCUCCUGGAGUUGUCUCCUCGUAAUCCGACCCCCUUCAGGUCUUCCAUGGUAGAGUGUAUAAAACAGGAACCUAUGGAACCUAUACCUAUCCUCUCGGUCGGGGACCAACAGCCAACCCUAAAGAAGAUCAAACGAGAGGUGGAGUCUCCCUGUCUGCAGUGGAAAGGGUCAGACCUCCCUACCCAGCUCUUCUCCCCCUCUGGCCCCGUCCAGGAAGUACCUGAUCUGCUGACACGUUCUGUGCUGAGUGAUGACAAACCCUACCACCUCUCCCUCCGGCCCCUGGCCAGCCCACUACAGCUCAACACAUGGGACCAAGUGGCUUGUGGGAAGGUGGAGGAUCAAGAACAGAACCACAAAUACAUCCACACUUACUCUGCCAGAACCUUGGUUAUGUAACAUACACACACACACACACACACACACACACACACACACACACACACACACACACACACACACACACACACGGGAUACAA